Molecule: messenger RNA, 534 nt
Organism: Alternaria arborescens
Lineage: Eukaryota; Fungi; Ascomycota; Dothideomycetes; Pleosporales; Pleosporaceae
Exons: 2
Coding region: 1-534 (177 amino acids)
Source: RefSeq, a predicted model, not a curated record
AUGUCUAGUCAAGGCAAUGCUCAGAGUUGGACUGAACACGAAGUUCUCGUCUACCUCCUCAGCGUCAUUGAGGCUGGCAAUGUGCAACUCGACUACAAUGUAAGUAUUCCUGUAUUCACUAUGAAACCAGGUGUACUACUCCUAGGUAGAGCUCUUUUGAUUGAUAUAACACAGAAUGCUCCUGUACCUGCUGGCCGCAACGUGAACGGAUGUCGCCAGAAGAUGAACAAGACCAAGCUCGCGCUGAAGCCAGAGAUUGAUGCCCUCAAGGCUGGAUCACCCAUUGCUGCCGUUGUCACUACCCCUGCUGGUGGAACUCCGACCAAGAAGGCUGCUACACCACGCAAACGCAAGCCGAAGACUGACGAUGAGGGCAACACUGGUGAGGUUACUCCCAAAAAGGGUCGCGGUCGCCCCAAGAAGAACAAGGAGCCUACUCCUGAGGCUGAAGAGGAUCAGGAGGAUCUCGGUAUCAAGUCAGAGUUUGGAGAAGACGAGGUGGACGACAUCCUGAAGGAGGCCGAGCUGAUCUGA